Bombus pyrosoma is the source of this 3888-nucleotide messenger RNA. RefSeq names its product cyclin-dependent kinase 4-like. Gene Ontology annotation, cellular component: cytoplasm; cyclin-dependent protein kinase holoenzyme complex; nucleus. The coding region runs from base 1440 to 2816 and encodes 458 amino acids. The record is from RefSeq and is a predicted model, not a curated record. Gene Ontology annotation, molecular function: cyclin binding; ATP binding; cyclin-dependent protein serine/threonine kinase activity. Gene Ontology annotation, biological process: regulation of G2/M transition of mitotic cell cycle; signal transduction; regulation of gene expression. NCBI's taxonomy places the organism in Eukaryota, Metazoa, Arthropoda, Insecta, Hymenoptera, Apidae. The transcript has 5 exons.
UGUUGGCGAGUGACAGUGACUGGAAUUGAAAGUUUGCUCGACACGCGGACAAUGUCGAUUUCGCGCCUAACUUCGUCCAACUUCUUCUUUAAAUUUCGUGGAAUGUACGCUGCAUGCAACGAUCGUGAUUUCGUAAGUCCUCGUGGCUUCGUCCCUCUGUCGUUCCCCGUUUGCUUCCCGUCUCGUUUCUUCCUCAGCGUCGCUUCCUCUUGCGACGGCUACCUCUCGUUUUCUCUUCCUCUCUUUCCCCGCUGUCCUCCGUCGAAACUCCAAGACAAGGGAAGUGCGCCCGAAACAAACGACAGAUAGGAUUUUUAUGAUCUCGUAGAGACGCUCGAACAGCGAAAUAGUCCACCAGACUCGUUGCAUCUACUUGAACGUUCUUCUCGAGCGUCACUAACGAGUGGCAAGCUCGCAAUACCCUACUCGCAAUACUCGUUGAAAGCCUGCCGUGAAACAAUAAUUUUCCACGAAAGAAAUUCAUGUAAAAUAUAUUAAGUAACGAUAGCAUUACGUGUUUCUGACGCAUCUCCUUCUAAAUCGCUAUUACAAAGAAUAACGAGCAUGAAUCACGAUGCAUGUCCUGUAUGAAACACAGGCGUUACGCGUGAGGUGUAACACGUUUCCAGGAAGGUUUCUAGUAAUUCGUAAGUCAUCAUAGGGGUGAUAUAAAGUCGAAGGAAGAGGCGGUCGUUCCGUCAAUGGGUAAAUUGGUGAGCUUCCCGACGCGCGUUGGGCAUCCUGGUAACGGGCGCGUUGCGACGCGACGCUACGCGUCGCAGCAACGUGUCUCACUCUAUUCCAUAGAACCUCCCUCUCCGCGUGCAUACGGAUAAGCCGAUCGUGGCGGCAGGAGCGUUGGAAGGGCCAGAGCGGCAGCUGUCGGUAGCGGUCGAUGGGAACGGGGCUCGAUCGAGGUCCGCUCGAGAGAGUUGGGCCUACUUCCUCGAGGGCUCGGCAACGACUAACUCUGUCUGCUAGCCGUAUGCGUGUCCGUCGGUCGUGUCAGUACUUUUCAGGUCGGUCCACAGUGCAGUCGUCGGCUUACCAUCGAGUUUCGACUAGCACGGCCGCUCGGCUGCACGACGAUUCGUCGAGUCGCCGUUGGGUUACGCUCGCGAGUGGUCGGCCGUGUGCUCCUCCUCGUGCAACGCGGCAACCGGAGUGUCUCUCGUGCAUCCUGCAUCGUUUCUAUCGUACCGCGCUGUAGUGUGCAAAACGAACCUCGUCUGUGUGCUCUCGCAUCUCGUAGGACACGAGACGCUGAGAGAGAGAGGAACGUAGAGGGAGAACACAAAACAGCAUUCGUUAAUACCCGCUUCCGGCACGUGGAACCGCACCGCACUCUGUUUUUCUUCACAGCGCAUCGCUGCCGUCGCUCCGAGCUUCUCUCGUGGGAGGUCAGCACCUAGCCGGUGGGUAGAAGUCAAAAUGUUGUGAUGGCUGGAACAUCUCGACGUCCGAGCUCAGAGCUCGGACCUGAUCUGUCGUCUCCAACACCACCGAAGAAGUCCAAGUUCUCCGAGGCUUCGAUCGAGGGAACAUCCGAGAAGGAGCAUGACUCGAGCACGAAAAAAUUGGAGAGCGUGGAGAAAUUGACGAGUACGAGUUCCUUGCCCAAGAACACGAUCGAAUUGAUACCAGGCAGCGAGUCGGAGACGAAUCCUUUCCAGAUCAGCGAGGAAUCUUUGGACAGCACUAAGCAACUGAUCCAAACUAACUUGGAGGGGCCAGCGAACGUGACGGCUGGCUCCUCGAAGGAAGGACAGUUUGGUAGCUUUGAAACGAUCAUACAAAUGAAGUACAGUGGUCAGGAAGAACUAUCUGGUAGCUCUAGCAAGAGGUCAGAGUCGGAUAGCGAUGUACAAAUUCAGACUUCCUUACUCGGCGAGGAUGCAUCGUAUCAGGAAUUGUCUUUGAUCGGCAACGGAGCUUACGGUACCGUUUACAAGGCCAAAGACUUGAAUACAGGACAAGUCGUAGCGCUAAAAAAAGUUAGGGUGCCGCUGACAGCAGAUGGACUACCCACGUCUACGUUAAGAGAAAUAGCUACCUUGAAACAGCUCGAAAGAUUCGAGCAUCCUCACAUUGUAAGACUGUUGGACGUGUGUCAAGGGAAUUAUCUACACUUGCCUUCCGCCGAUGGGGUGUCGGAGAGGCUAGAUCGAGGGUUGACUUUAUGGUUGGUGUUCGAACACGUAGAAAGGGAUUUAGCGUCUUACAUGUCCUCCUGCUCAGAGUCAGGUAUCCCGUCUCAUCUGCUGAAACAAAUGUCGCAGGAGAUACUGAAAGGAGUCGAAUUUUUACACAGUCACAGGAUCAUUCACAGGGAUUUGAAACCACAAAAUCUAUUGGUAUCCCGAGAGGGGAGAAUAAAAAUCGCAGAUUUUGGAUUGGCGAAAACGUACGACUUUGAAAUGAGAUUGACUUCUGUGGUCGUGACGCAGUGGUAUCGCGCCCCGGAAGUCCUCCUGGGCUGCUCUUAUGCCACCGCUGUUGACAUUUGGUCUGUAGGAUGCAUAUUAGCAGAAUUGAGUAUACUUGAACCUCUUUUCCCAGGUACAAGCGAAGGCGAUCAACUCGAUAGGAUUUUCCGAACAAUUGGAACUCCGGCGUAUGAAGAAUGGCCAGAAAAUGUGUCCCUUAGUUGGACAGCUUUCCCUUAUAGGGUACCGAAACCUCUUGAGUCAAUAAUACCUGAUCUCAAUGAACACGGAUUAGAUUUAAUUAAAAGUAUGCUUAUGUUUGAUCCUCAUAGACGAUUAACUGCAGCUCAGGCUCUCAGACAUCGGUAUUUCGCUGAAGACGACUCGUGAUGAUUAUUAUUUCUGAGUAUUUUUUUGUUUUUCGUAUCUUUAGUAAUUUUUGAAACGUAGACUGACGUUAGUAUAUCCAAAAGUACGUAAGCGUAUUAUUUUUUUUAAGGACAUCGUAGCAUUUUGUUUUUAAGCGGAUAGUAUAGUUUAUUACGAAUAUAGUACAAUAGGGAUUUUCGUAACUAUAUACGAUUUAUAAAUAUUCCUUUCUCAUUUAGAAAUUACAAUUGCAAAAUACGUUUACUACACUCUAUGAAGCGUAUCAUCAUCAUAUUUAAAUCAUACGACCAUUAGCUAACUUCGAGAAAUCGUCAUAGUCUAAUUAUACACAGUUGUUAAAUAAUUCAAGAAAGAACCAUUUUUCUGAUUUAUUUAAACGAUCGUAUAAUUUUCAUCGUUUAUGUAUCUAACGAUAACAUUGUUGACCUUAUUUAUUUAGAUAAUAUCUAAGAAGUAUUUUUAAUAUUACUAUUAGUUUCGUAAUACUUAUGAAUCCAAUUAUAUCGACGUUCCAUUUUUUCUUAAGUAAAGUAGAAGAUACUUUCUUGCAAAAGUAAAUGGGAUUUACAUAUAUCACGCGCACCAAAAAUGAUUUUGUGUAAUAACUAACUAGGUGUGCCUUCCAAAGUCGUUGGAACGUUCACAACCUAUGCCUUAAUUUUCUAUGUAAUUAAACUUAACUGUAAGUACGUACUAUUAAGUAGCGUUAUUCUUGUAAGACUGGGGUCUAUUGACCCGUUAGAUUUGUCGGAAAGACAUAGGAUCUCCCGUAAAAAAAAACCAGAAAGUACACUGCCAUAUAUAUGUAAAGAUAAUAACGAAUAGGAGAUAAUAAUGUAUUUUAUCUCUAGUAUGUGUAUAAAUCUUAAUAUUAGGCGAAUAAUAUAUAUAUAUAAUAUAUAUAUAUAUAUACAUGAUUAUGCAGUUUGUAAAAAUAUGUGAAAGACGUAUGAAAAGACUGUACAGUAAAAUAAAGAUUUUAUAGUUUUAUAUAUCGAAACUAUUCUUAAACUGAAAUUGUAUUGAAAAAAAGAAUAGUAAUCGGUCGAUAGUCUAAUAAUAGAAUCUGUAA